AUGGAGGAGGCUGUGUCAGCCAUGGUCAUUGAGGAGAGCAGACUGCGGAUGAUGAGUAGUAACAAUCCUGUAAAGUCGGCCUACACCACAGUGGUGGAGAGGAAGUGCUACAACUAUGGAGAGGAGGGACACUUGAGCUACAAUUGUCCUCUUCCUAAAACCUAUGGUGGUAGGAGUGGAACUCAUGGAGGUCGUGGUGGUGCUCGUGGUGAUCAAGGAGGAGGCCGUGGUGGUCAUGGAGGAGGACGUGCAGGGGGACGUGGCAGAGGCCGUGGUGGUCCUCAAGCCAAUGCUGCUACCAUGGAGAGUGGUCCUCAAGUCAAUGUUGUUGUCGUAGAGGAGGUUCCAUCUCUCACCUUAACUGAGGAGCAGGUCAAGCAAUGGGAACAAUGGCAGAGGAUGAAAGCAUCUAAAAUCUCCAAAACUACUCUAGUUGGUCCUGUGAUUGCCACCACCAAUCACUUUGGUAACUUUGCCAACUAUGCCCACUUGGGCAAAGGAGAAGAGGGCGGGAAGAGUGAUUGGGACUGGAGUCAGGAUGUGGAUAAAACCAAACUUGUGUGUGAUGCCUGUGAACUUGGGAAGCAUACAAGAUCAACUUAUCCUAGUAUUGGUCUUCGUAGUUGUGAACCUUUUAUGUUAAUACACUUCGAUGUUUGGGGUCCCUGCUCAGUUACAUCUUUGAGUGGAUUUAAGUGGUUUGUCACCUUUAUUGACUGCUAUACCCGUAUGACAUGGAUUUACAUGCUUAGGGUGAGUGUGGUAAGUAGGUAUAUGCAUGAUCCUAGAACAAGGCAUAUGGAGGUGGUUUACAGAAUUUUGAGGUACCUGAAGGGAACCCCUGGGAGAGGGUUAUGGUUCAGGAAGAAUAGGCACCUAGAUUUGGAGGGAUACUAUGAUGCGGAUUGGGCAAGUAGCAGGGGCGAUAGGAGGUCUACCUCCGGUUAUUGUGUGUUUGUGGGAGGCAAUCUUGUCUCAUGGCGAAGCAAGAAGCAAGUGGUUGUGGCUCGGUCUACGGCAGAGGCCGAAUAUAGGGCAAUGGCAUUGAGCCUGUGUGAGAUGUUGUGGUUAAAAGGCUUGUUGAAAGAGCUGCGGCUAUUGAAAAAUGAGACCAUGAUGCUUCAUUGUGACAAUGUUGUUGUAAUUAAUAUUGCAAACAAUCUAGUCCAAUUGGACCGCACUAAGCAUGUGGAGAUUGAUAGAUUCUUCAUCAAGGAGAAGCUAGACAAUGGGGUCCUAAGGCUAAAGUAUGUAAAAUCACAUAGUCAAAUAGUGCAUUGUUUCACAAAGAGUCUAGGACCUAGUGAGAAUGAGCUGAGUUGUAACAAGAUGGGAAUGUGA
Molecule: messenger RNA, 1341 nt
Organism: Miscanthus lutarioriparius
Lineage: Eukaryota; Viridiplantae; Streptophyta; Magnoliopsida; Poales; Poaceae
Source: the annotation of a GenBank genome assembly